Messenger RNA from Bombus huntii, 5431 nucleotides. RefSeq names its product NPC intracellular cholesterol transporter 1 homolog 1b-like. The record is from RefSeq and is a predicted model, not a curated record. Gene Ontology annotation, molecular function: lipid carrier activity. Gene Ontology annotation, cellular component: membrane. Bases 1081 to 4851 code for a protein of 1256 amino acids. Lineage: Eukaryota; Metazoa; Arthropoda; Insecta; Hymenoptera; Apidae. The transcript is spliced from 23 exons.
AAUGAUUCGGUAACUGUGACAAAGUACAUAACACAGGUGUAUUAUUAUCUCCAAUUAAAACUAGAUAGAACGCAGGUGUGCACAACUUGAUACUGAGGCCAGGUACGGAUUAAGUGUCUUCACGGGAGAAUUCCCAUUUUUUAAGUCCCUGAAAAUAAUUGUCUAAGUUGGAACAAAAAUUUGAAAAUGCUUUGAAAAAAGUUUUGUAACGGUAGCUUGUUUUAUAAGUUUUAAAUUUUAUUAAUAAGCUACUUUACAUAGUUUCUUCUUUCUUCUAUCAAGUAUAUAUACUUGAUAAAUUUUCAAUUUUGAUUUUCUCUGAAACGGAGCGUUAUAUGAAAAUAUUUUACUCUAUAGUUUUUUCUUGUUUCUUCAUAAGGAAUUAUUCGACCAAAAGCUGUAUAUACAAUAUAUUUAUAUUACUUAUAUUAUUCUUUUAAAAACUUUUGUAAAAAUGAAACAAUUACAAAAGAAACUGGAUUUUAUAAAAAUAUUUCAAUAUGAUUUAUUGCAAAAUAAGUCUUAUUUUAUAUUUAUGGAAAUUUAUUUCAUUUCAACACGCCUCUCCCUUUCUCAUUUUUGUAUGAAGAAUCACCGUUAAGUCAUUUUCCAAACGUUCCAGGCCUGAAAAACUUUAAAUCGGCCCUGCAUGAACCGAUCAUUAUCAAUGAUUUAUUGAGUAUAUCGAUAUUAAUCUACGAUGUACUCUGCUCCGAUAAGUUUUUAUAUUUCCAUUACUGCUUACGAGAAGUUUAAUUUCAUUGUAAAUGUUCAUCUCUUUCUAACAGCUCCUUUAUUAAUAUAUUCAAUCACACGAUAAGAUGUUCGAUAAAUUCGAUAUGAAGACGAAAAGUCAGUAUUAGUUUAAGGUAUUCCAGACUGAUUCUUCGAUUGAGUAACAAAACAAACGAUUCAUAGGUGACAUUAAUGACAAAAUAGUUAUCAAUUCAUUUGUUGGUAGUGAUUGUGAAGGAAGGAAGUUAAGAGGUAUCGAAGAAGAAAAGAACCAAACUCUGUGAAGUUAACAUAAUCUACGGGUGAAAUCCGAAAUUCACGCUUGAGUUUUGAAUUAUUCGCAAUAUGAGUCGAAACAGAAUAUUUGUUUUACUACUAUUCUGUUAUAUGUUACAAUUAACGCAAUGCACAGAUAAAUACCACUGUGUAUGGUACGGAAAGUGUGGUACCCGGAAAAAUUUGCAGCUUGCGUGUGCGGCAAACAAUACUGCAAAACCAAUCAAUAACACAUCAGCCUCAGAACUUCUCCGUGGAAAAUGUCCACAAUAUUUCGAAAAUAUAGGUUCGAAUGAACCAGAAUUAUGUUGCGACUCUGAUAAUAUUGAAACGUUGGUUACACAGCUGUCUAUGGCCGAAACCAUCUUUGGCCGAUGUCCAACUUGUAUAAAAAAUGUAUAUAAGUUACUAUGCGAUUUAAGUUGUAGUCCUGAACAAAGUAGAUUUCUCAAUGUCACGAAAACAAAUAAAACUUCAGAAGGCAAAGAAUACGUCGAAGAAUUGGAAGUUUAUAUUGAUGAAAAAUACAUGAACGAUACCUAUGAUUCCUGUAAGAAUGUCGUGUAUCCAGCAUCUGGAAAUUUAGCUAUGGAUCUCGCUUGUGGAGUUCACGGUGCUAGUAGAUGCAAUGCAAAAUUAUGGUACGAGUUUCAAGGUGAUCCGAUUGCAAAUGGUUUUAUAGCCUUUCGAAUGACUUUUAUAACAGAUAAGCCAUAUUGGAACGAACCUACGAAGACAUGUGACGAACAGUAUGAUGGUUUAUCGGCAUGUAGUUGCGUUGACUGUCCAAAAUCCUGUCCUCUCAUCAAAUUAGACGAAAGCAAUAAUGUUCCCUUCAUUCUUUUUGGAAUAAACGCCUAUGGUAUCAUAAUAGCAGUUGGAAUCAGUUGCAUCGCCUUAUUAAUCACACUUGUAUAUCAAUUCGUACGGAGAAUAUUUCGCUUAGACGGAAAAAACCUGAUUAUUUGUAGAGGAUAUCAUAAAAUAUUUCAUGUGGCUUUCACUGCUUGGGGCAAAGCAUUCGCAAAAUAUCCAUUCAUCACGUUAAUCAUCUGUUCGUGCGUAAUAUUGGGAUUAAGUUACGGAAUGACGUAUCUUUCUAUAACAAGUAACCCGAUAGAAAUUUGGGCAGCACCUACUAGCAGAGCUAGACUUGAGAAAAAUUACUUCGAUUCUCAUUUUCAACCGUUCUACAGAACUGAGCAGAUUUAUAUUAAGUCCGUGGGCCUUGGUAAGAUAAUCCACAACACAACAAAUGGUAAUCUUGAAUUCGGUCCUGUGUUCAACAAGGAGUUUUUGCUCUCUGUAUAUGAUCUCCAAAAGAAAAUAUUGCAACUUGGACAAAACGACGGAGAAGGUUUGGAACAUAUCUGUUAUGCUCCUGUUCAAAGCGAAUUUUUUGGCCCCGUUACUUUAGAUCUUUGUACAGUGCAAAGUGUAUGGGGGUAUUUUCAAAAUAAUCUCACUUCGUUUAAUAAGACAGAUACAUCAGAUACGUACGAAGUAAAUUAUUUGGAUGAAUUGUACAAGUGUGUUCAAAAUCCAUACAAUCCUGAAUGCCUGGCACCGUACAAGGGGCCGGUUUUACCCGCGCUAGCCUUUGGAGGAUUUCUUCGUGAGGACGAAUUCAAUUACGAUGCGACAGAUUACAUCAAAUCGACCGGAUUGAUUUUAUCGUUUCUUGUAAAAAACUCACUAAACAAAACUGUACUUGAUGCAACUCGCAAGUGGGAACAGCGAUUCAUUGACUUUAUGAAAGAAUGGGAUGUCAAAGAGAGACCAGAAUUUAUGGAUGUCGCCUAUACUACGGAGAAAUCAAUUGAGGAUGAAUUAGAGCGAUCGUCGAAAGCAGAAGCAGUAACAGUAAUAUUCAGUUACGUGUUGAUGUUCCUUUACGUAGCUUUUGCCUUAAGCGAAAUAAAAUGUUCCGUUAAAAAAUAUUUCGCAAACAGUAAAAUAAUAUUAAGUAUCGGUGGAGUUAUCACCGUAAUAGCGUCAGUAGCUUCUUCCCUUGGUAUAUUUGGCUAUAUCGGAGUACCCACGACACUACUCACGAUCGAGGUAAUUCCGUUUCUGGUACUAGCUGUGGGCGUAGAUAAUAUUUUUAUUUUGAUUAAUACGCAUCAAAGAAAUCCAAGACGUAGCGGAGAAUCGGUGCCUGAUCAUAUCGGCAGAAUCAUGGCCGAAGUUGGACCAUCAAUGUUACUCACUAGUACGUCAGAAUGCUUCUGCUUCCUGAUCGGGACAUUAUCGACAAUGCCUGCAGUAAAUACUUUUGCACUCUAUGCAUUUGUGUCUAUCUGGAUCAAUUUUUUGCUGCAAAUAACUGCGUUUGUUAGCCUUUUAUCGUUGGACGAGCAACGAUUCGAGAAUAAUUAUUUGGAUGUAUUAUGUUGCAUAAAAACGAAAAAAGAAAAUUUUAUAGUCGGGGAAAACUUCAGUUUCGCACAUACGAUCUUCAAACGUUUUUACACACCUUUUCUUAUGAAAACGCCGAUCAGAAUAAUUGUAUUAAUCAUAUUCAUCGUAGUACUACUUACACACGUCAUAGUAUUGCCAGAUAUUAGUAUCGGAUUGGAUCAAAAACUUUCGAUGCCUGCAGAUUCUUAUGUUUUAAAAUAUUUUCAGUUUAUGGAAGAUCUUUUAUCAAUGGGCCCACCUGUUUAUUUCGUGGUAACUCCUGGACUUGAUUACAGUAGGAGAAUGGUACAAAAUAUAAUUUGUGGUGGUCAAGGAUGUAAUAGCGAUUCUCUAUACACGCAAAUUUAUUCGGCUGCUAAGCAACCUCAAAAAUCGUAUUUGUCAAAAUCAGCUUCAUCUUGGAUAGACGAUUAUAUGGAUUGGUCACAAAUUAGCGACUGCUGCAAAUACUUUCAACAUAAUCAAUCCUUUUGUCCACACACAGACUAUUCGUGUGAGGAGUGCAAUAUUCAUAUCGAUGCGGACCAUCGACCAGAUCCGUACAGUUUCCGAAAAUAUAUAUCCUACUUUAUACAAGAUAUUCCAGACCCAAGCUGCGCAAAAUCUGGUCGUGCUGCAUACUUUGAUGCAAUAAAUUAUCAUACAGACAAAUACGGUUUAACGGAUGUUAAGGAUAGUUAUUUUAUGGGAUAUCAUAUCCCGUUAAAAAAGUCAUCUGAUUGGUACGAAGCAUUGAGAUCUGCUAGAACUAUCGCGGAUAAUAUUACAACUAUGAUAAAUAGUAAAAAUCUAACCAACGAGAACAUAACUAUAUUUCCAUACAGCAUAUUCUAUGUGUAUUACGAGCAGUAUCUCACAAUUUGGAAAGAAACGCUAUCGUCAUUGGGUUACUCUCUUUGUGUCAUCUUCAUAGUGACUCUAAUCCUAACAGGAUUGUCGUUAUUUUCGGCGAUAAUAGUAAUACUGACAGUACUCAUGAUCAUCGUAAAUAUAGGCGGUCUUAUGUAUUGGUGGCAUAUUCAAUUAAACGCAGUUUCUCUCGUCAAUUUAGUAGUGGCCGCUGGUAUAUCCGUAGAAUUUUGCAGUCAUAUCAUACAUUCGUAUUUAAAAUCUACGAAGAAAACAAAAAUUGAUCGUGCAUCUGACGCACUUAACAACAUGGGAAGCUCGGUAUUCUCAGGAAUCACAUUAACGAAAAUCGUAGGUAUCAUUAUACUGGCGUUUUCGAAAACUCAAAUCUUCCAAAUAUUCUUCUUUCGAAUGUAUUUGAGUAUAGUAGUUUUUGGUGCUGCGCACGGUCUAAUAUUUUUACCGGUGCUACUAAGUUUUAUAGGUCCAUCAAGAACGUUAACAAAUGUAGCAGAGAAUGAAAACAAAAAUGGACAAUAUAUAACCAAUAUCACAUUCAACAAAUACUAACAACGUGUACUGUACAAUGUACAAGGGGUUUUCAUCCAUGAAUUAUUAUUACGUUUUAAGAGCGCGAAAACAAAUUAAUUUUCCACUUAGUUUUGAAACACAUUAAAAUCAUAUAUACAAUAGAAUAUAUAUUAAAUUAUUAUUUCUAAAAAUAUAUUUCUAUCGAAUAAAAAUAAUUAAUAAUAUCACAUAUCUGCCUAAAUAUUAGAGAAGCUGUACAUAUUACAUCUCAACAUCGAAUCAUUUUAAUCUCCACGGAAGAAAUCCCGGUUCUGUACUUCAAAUUAUUGAAUAUCGGACAGAAGGUUAGACAGAAAAAAUAAAAUAAUUUUCAUUCUUUGGCCAUUGUUUCCCGAUAACAUUUUUUAAAUUUCGAUGUGUAAUGUCUCAUUUUAGAUAUUUUUAGUUAUAUAUAAUGUUUGCAUCUCAUUAUGUGUUUAUAUUUUAUGUUAUUAAGAAAUGGUGUCCUUUUUAUAAAUUUGAAACAAUUAAUAAUUGUAAUGUAUAAAAAAUGUAAUAUCAAAAAUUUUAUUUAAAAUUUUAUAACAAUUUCAUAUUAAAUUUUAUUUAUUUCUCGAAA